Stegodyphus dumicola is the source of this 1596-nucleotide messenger RNA. RefSeq names its product vegetative cell wall protein gp1-like. Lineage: Eukaryota; Metazoa; Arthropoda; Arachnida; Araneae; Eresidae. The record is from RefSeq and is a predicted model, not a curated record.
AUGCCUGGAACUCCGUCUGCUGCUUCUUCGUCAGUGCCUUUCCUCCCUGGAAUGGAACGGCCGCCUCGGAUCCCGUCGCCCACGACACCUGGUCUGCCGCCUAUGCCUUCCUUUCCUUGCCUACUUCCUGCUGUACACCGUAGCCCGGAGACGCAUGCCUUCCUGGAGACGCGCCCUUCAUCUGUUGCCGGUUGCAGUCCUCCGGUGACCACGCCUGCUCCUGGACCUUCCAGACCCAUCGCUCCACGACGGCACCUGUCUGUGUCUGCCACGCCUACUGGACCUCCGAUGCUCAAAGUGGAUCCCUGCACCAGAUGCUGGCCCAAAUCACCGCCAGAACACUUGCAAAGUCUCGGGUCUCACACAUUUCUACAUCUCCUGGCUCUUCGUCUGCGACUCAUGCUCCUGUGGAAAUUCUCUCAGCGUCGUCGCCUUAAAGAACACCGCAGGACUCAUAACAUCCGGCCACCACUCCAUCCUCCUCUUCAGGAAUCUACUUCAUUGGCUUCUCAGAUUGCCCCUGAUGCUUCGACGACAGAUUCACCAGUUGGACACCACACACGUGCUCGUCUUGCCGCCGGCCAUUCCUGUGCCACGGAUAUCACUUUUCCUCCUCCCGGCGAGAUCCUACCUUCUACCACGGCUGUGCAGACCCGAUCCCUAGACACAUCGGUCAACGUCCAUCCUGGGAAUCCUCUGCCUUCAUCGCCUCAGCCUGUCCUGCCUCCCACGUGUUCCGCUGAAGUCUCGUCGAUGUCCUCUGCUUCCUCCUCGCCUGUGCUCUGCAUCGACACAUCCCCUCUGUCUUCUGAGCCUGCUACGCCUGACGUGCCUGCGCCGACUACUACCCUGUCAUCGCCUCCCCACGUUGAUUCUCCUGAGGAUGUCCACCCAGACCGCCCUCCUUCUGUGGCUGAUGACUCCGCCAGUGACAUCCCUCCUUCGUCUUGUCGUCGCGGCUCAAUUGUUCAUCUUACGAGAGGAGGUUUUCUCAAUCAUCAGGCCCGGCACAAAAGGGAACGCCUUCGACCUGUUUCUCAGCCUCCGCCUCCUAAUGCCUCUCGGGAACCUGCAGCCCGCCAGCCCCGGCCACACACGCCUUCUUCAUUUCCUCCUCGCAGUGUGGAAUCUCCACAGACGUUACUCGCCUGUGAUGCUACACCUCGCUCCACACCAUGCGAUGCUACCAGUAUGCCACGUACAACUCCUCUUCCUCCUGCACCUCCUGAUGUUCCUGCUCCUGCUUCCUUGGUUUCUCCUCCUCGUAAUCCUCACGGCUCUGAUGGGUGGACGACUGUUGCUCCUGCUCGCCGCCGCCGUCGCCGUCGACCUGCACAUGACGCCACGCCUGUUGGGUUACCUGCUCCUGAGCUGCCUUCAUCUUCAUCGCCUGGCUCGUCUCACUCUAGCUCUCCUGCGCCAUCCGUCUUCCAGCACCAGUCCCCACCUGAUGCAUCCAUGGCUGCCUCCGCCUCCUCCUCGCCCGCUGGGUUUGCUGACGAGCCCGGUGUGGACAACCUUCCUUGCCGAGCCUCCUUCACUGGACUCACCGCUUCUCUCUUUCCGUCCACGGCUUUCCGACAUCUUCUCCUCUGA